UGCCAACACACACACCGAAACAGCACUCGACUAGCGGGACUGAGCCGCAUUAAGCGUCUUUUCAACGCAUCAAUUUUUGUUGCUGAAGAUGUCUCUCCCCCAGCGCUUUAAACUCGUCUUCUUCGUCCCAACCGCCGCCAUGCAGACGUGCAAAAGCGCGAUCUUUGCUGCGGGCGCCGGCAAGUAUCCGGGCCCGGGUGGGUACACGGAGUGCGCGUUUACUAGUAAAGGGACGGGGCAAUUUAGGCCGGGAGAUGCUGCAAAUCCGAAUAUUGGUAAAGUGGGCGAGCUCGAGGAGGUCGAAGAGAUGAGGGUGGAGUCGAUUUGUGUAGGGAGGGAGGUUGCGGUUAAGGCUGUGGAGGCGUUGAAGAAGGCGCAUCCUUAUGAGGAGCCGGCUUACGAGGUGUAUAAGAUGGAGGAUAUGUGAAGGCAUUAGACUCCAACUAUGCCUAAAAGCAUAGCAAUAGUUUUCGAGUUCCAGGGGCCGAGCGAUCAGACCUGCCACCUAGGUAGGCUAUGAAUGCACGAUACCAAUUUCCUCUUUGCUUUUCUUCCAGCCUUUAACAACAUUGAUCAAGGCUUGCUUGAUGAUGGGCAGAUCUCUC
Molecule: messenger RNA, 605 nt
Organism: Trematosphaeria pertusa
Lineage: Eukaryota; Fungi; Ascomycota; Dothideomycetes; Pleosporales; Trematosphaeriaceae
Product: structural toxin protein RtxA
Exons: 3
Coding region: 89-427 (112 amino acids)
Source: RefSeq, a predicted model, not a curated record